This is a messenger RNA of Vombatus ursinus (common wombat), 7788 nucleotides long. Its product is annotated as KIAA1549 like. The transcript has 21 exons. NCBI's taxonomy places the organism in Eukaryota, Metazoa, Chordata, Mammalia, Diprotodontia, Vombatidae. The record is from RefSeq and is a predicted model, not a curated record. The coding region runs from base 1 to 6315 and encodes 2104 amino acids.
AUGGGUAGAGAGUGGGCCUCUCAAUCAGGAACAGGUACCAACCAUCUGCAGAUGAAUGUCACCCUAACCCCACAAUCAUUUACAAACCCUCGGAGAUCUACAUCAACAUCACCAACAUGGCCUUCCUGGGAAUUAAAGUCUUCCUUGAAUGUUGACAGGCUCAAGGACCCCAUGAGACAUUUUCCUGAAAAUGCAAGCUUGCUUCAGAUAAUCAAAUCCACACUGGCACACCCUCCCCCUAGAACUAGGGCUCAGACAGAUUUCUCUUCUGCCCUUUAUCAAGGGAGUGGGCAUAGUGCAUCCCUGGAUCCUCCCAAGGAAUUGGCUCAGGCUCUCACCCACCCAAGACCUCGAGACUCGGAUGAAGCAGCUGACCUGUCAGGUUUGCCUCAACCCAACAUGUCUGUCCCAUUGUCCACAACACCAUCUGUGACAUUGUCGAGUGCUGUCCUGUCAUCUCAGCCAGUGCCAUUAGGAACACCUUCCAUUCCAAACCAGCACACAUCAGGGUCAGACAUUGUUUCAGCUCUUCCAUCCCCAUCCCUCUCUUCAUCAGUUGCUGGCUCACCUCAUACCAUUAUAUUUUCUAAACCUACUGAGCUACCAGACAAAGUGCCUUCAUUCCCCCAGACAGUUCCCCUUGAUUCUUCCCAUAGAGAAAGUACUGAUAAUCCCUUAGACCUUCUUUCCAGUAAAACAAGUCACCCUCCAUCCAGAAAGGCCCAAGAAUUAACAGACAUCCUCAGUCUGGAUUUUUCUGGAUCUACAACUACACAGUAUUCUAGACUGGCCCCAAGUGAGAGACUGCACCCAGAAAGCCCAUCUACAUCUGUGUUUGUGAAUUCCAUGCCAGACAUACCCCAUCUGUCUUCCCCACCAGUUGCGCCUGGAAGUCUACCUUGGCUUCCAAGUCAAACCCCCACAUUGUUGAAGUUCACAGAUAUGUCUUCUUCAGGCCCAGUCCGCACUCAACCAUUCAAAUCAAGAGUGACUAAAAGGGCCCAUGGCAGUGUGUCCUGGCCGGCUUUUGAGAGCUCAUCAGAGAUGCCCGAAGUGGGGUCCAGACUUGUCCAAAGUACAGAUAGAGAAGCCGCUUCCAUGAAAAGGAGACACAGUCAACCUGCCCCUGCUACUGUAAACAAGCCUGUGCAUUUGUUGCCAGCUCCUGAGGAUGUGAAGGCAAGGUCCCAUUCUGCGAAACAUGCCCCUUCCUCUCUGGUGCCAGCCACUUGGUCUUUUGCAUCUGCAGGUGAAGCAGCUGCUGCUCAUGCCACCUCUUCACCAGCAAUGAAAAAUGAACCAGCCUCUUUCUCCACACCCGAAUUCCCACGGCCGUCCCAAAGCAAGGAAUCUCCUCUGCUUACGGUGGCAAAAAAUCCAACUUCUAAAGAAAAGAACGAGGAUGGGACUCCUGCAGACUUGCUCCUCACGGAGACAGGCCAAUCCUCUGGCUAUUACUCUACAACUGCAAGUCUUCCUUUAGGGAAAGAAGGCAGCAUGAUGAGUGCUUUCAUGGGAAAUGAAAAAGCCAAUAUGGUGAUAUCUCCCAGCGCCGUUCCCACUCAGGAGACCACCAGCCAGUCCACCUUAAGUGAGGCCACAUCAGAUUUGACCACCGAUCACAUUCCAGCCGCUGUCCUCACAGAACGGGGAACAAAUCUCACGCUGUCAGAGUUACCUGUUCCUCCUAUUCCACCCACAGAGGGAUCCUCUGCUUCUUUGAAGUCUUCUCCCAUAGCAGAUGCUGAGUCUGAGGUCAGGAUGACACCUGCAAAUACUUCUAAAGUCACGACUUUAGUCCCUAAGCAGGAGGCAGCUAAUCCUCUUCAUUCUUCCAUACCAGCAAGAACCCAAGAGUUAACGAGGACAAUUGGAUCCCAGACUUUUCUUCCAGAAGAAACUGAGUCUCGUUUCUUAGAAUCAGCGAUACCUGUCUUGUCUCACCAAAAAGGUUCUGAUUUAAACGGACAUGAAAAAAGUCCUGUACCUUCAGUGACUCAUUCUCCCAAGAUCACUGCUCCCAAUGGCUCAAAUUUAGCUGCCAAAAUGACACGUUCUCCAGAGGUCAGAGGUUCUGAUUUGCAGCUGACCUUUGCUAAGGGGCUCAGUGUUCAGUAUCCAUCCCUUAAUCCGAGCACAGAGCAAGCCAUGGAGCAAGCUACACAUCAGGCCAGAGUUACUGCUAUUGGAAACUCUACAGACUUUUGGCCCACAGGCCACAAAAACAUCACCUGGGACCUUGAAACAUCCUUCAGUCCACCCCUAGCUCUACGUGAAGCUUUCACAACUGCCGAUCAACAUCUCCUUCCAAGUCCUCCCUCAGAAUCGCCUCCACUUUUCACAUCUCUUCCACCAGCCUCAUCAGAUGUAACUCCUCCCAUCAGCUUGCAGGAAAUGCUUUCAGGGGAAACAGAGACAAGAACCUUAUUUGCCAGUACUCGUCAUCCGUUGCCUACGAGAAGCACUUCUGUGUCAUUCCAGAGUGCCCGCAAAUCUUGGACAUUCCCUGCCACCGUUCUUCCCACACUAACUCAUGCCUUAUUCAAGACAACACCCAAAGUACCGCUGACUUCUCCAGUCCCUGAGAAUUGGACUGUUGCAACUGCUCAUGCAGGUAGUUUGGUUCCUGGUUCCCAACACACAGCAUACUCUUCUAUGUCCCCUGAGGCAGUGCCAACUGUGGCAUCAACAACAGCCACACGGGUGAUAGGAAAAUACACUCUAUCUGCGUUAUCUGCCGCUUUAGUGUCCAAGGGGACUGAAAACAAAAUCUCCGUUCCCUCACCAAUGGUAGCCAAAAGCACCCUGACCCCAGUGCUGGCUAAAAAUGGCACUCCCAGUGGAACACCAGGCUCCCAGAUGGCGGCGAGUACAACCAAGGCAAUUGACACUCCCACAGCUUCCCCCUUCGUAUCCACGACCCACAGAACCACGCAGGCGAAUAUGAUCACAGCCGCUGCAAGGUUGUCAACAACACAUUUCCCUGGGAAAUCUCAAGCCAUGCAAUCGGACUACCACAAAGCAGCCAACUCUGAAAUGCCCAGAAUCUCCACUACAUUCCCACUGACCAUCAUGGCAGCUCUGACGUCUAUUACCACAUCAGGGAAGGCAACUAAACUCCCUCCCUUACCCGUGGAAAACACAUCGGCCGCUCUCCCAGUGGCUUCAACUACUGUGGUCACAACCGGCAAAACCACCUUGAAUCUAGAGUGUCAGAUGUCCAGGAAACUAACGGUGAAGACAGUUCUCUUUCUCACCCAGAGGAGGCUACAGAUCAAUGAUUCCCUGAGGCCUGAUGUAGCCAAAGGGCUCACACAAGCCCUGCAGAAAGCUUUCCGCCAGAAUGAUAUCUAUGCACACGUGGAAAUUCUGGACCAUUCCCACAAUGUGACAGUUGGUUAUUAUGUCACCAAGGGGAAACUGGUUUAUAUUCCUGCUGUUGUCGUUGAGAACCUGGUUGCUUAUGGCAUUAGCAAUGUCACUGCUGACCUGAAGCAGCAUGUGCCAAACCUGCAGUCUGUGGCAGUGCUGGCCUUGCCAUGGAACCCCCAGCCAGCCUACGCCUUUCAGCUGAAGACAGUGUUGCAGUUUGUGGGCCAGUCAGACAACAUCCAGUCCUGCAAAUUUGUUCAGACGAUGGAGCAGAGGCUGCAGAAAGCAUUUCAGGAUGCAGAGAAAAAAGUUCUGAGUACCACUAGCAACUUGACUGUGGAGAUUUUGAACACGUCGAAUGCCUCCCAGGCGGUUACCUUGACUUACGCAGUUUGGAAUCAGAGCACACUCCUGAAUGGCACGGUCUCCAGCAGCCUUCUGAGCCAGCUGUCGGCCGAGCUGGUGGGCUUCUACCUCACCUACCCACCCCUGACCAUUGCAGAGUCCUUGGAAUACCCAAACCUCGAUGUCUCAGAGACAACUAGAGACUAUUGGGUGAUUACAGUUCUGCAAGGAGUAGACAACACCUUAGUGGGACUCCACAAUCAGAGUUUCGCCAGAGUCAUGGAACAGCGGCUGGCCCAGCUGUUUAUGAUGUCCCAGCAACAAGGCAGGCGGCUAAAGAGGGCCACAACUCUUGGGAGCUACACAGUUCAGAUGGUGAAGAUGCAGCGCGUCCCCGGCCCCAAAGAUCCUGCAGAAUUAACGUACUACACGCUGCACAAUGGGAAACCUUUGCUAGGCACGGCGGCCGCCAAGAUCUUGAGCACCAUCGACUCCCAGAGGAUGGCUUUGACCUUACACCACGUAGUUCUUCUACAGGCUGAUCCGGUCGUUAAAAACCCUCCCAACAACCUGUGGAUUAUCGCUGCGGUCCUGGCGCCCAUUGCUGUGGUCACUGUGAUCAUUAUCAUCAUCACGGCAGUGCUUUGCAGGAAGAACAAGAAUGACUUCAAGCCAGACACCAUGGUGAACCUGCCUCAGAGGGCAAAACCAGUUCAAGGCUUUGAUUACGCCAAACAACAUCUGGGCCAACAAGGAGCUGAGGAAGAGGUCAUCCCGGUGACCCAGGAAACAGUGGUCCUGCCCCUCCCAGUCAGAGACGCCCCUGCCUCCCAGGAAAGAGAGAUUGCCCAAGACGGGAGUACCAUUAAAACGGCCCAGUCCACUGAAACAAGGAAGAGCAGGUCGCCCAGUGAGAACGGCUCGGUCCUUAGCAGUGAAUCAGGGAAGCCCAGUCCCGGGAGGCCAUCGUCCCAGAACGUGACGGCCACGGCCACAGCGCAGCAGCAGAAAGUGACAAAAGAGGAGGGAAGGAAGAGAAACGUGCCCGUGAGUGACGAAGAGGAAGGUGCGGGUCUCUUUGAUAGCACAGGCAAGCCUGUGGCCGAUCCAUUCGACACGUCGUCUGGCUCAGUACAACUGAUUGCUAUCAAGCCAGCGGUGCUGGCCCCUGCCCACCCGGCAUCUGAACGGAGCCAGGAGUCAGCCAUCAUUAAUGGAGAGGUGAACAAGGCCUUGAAGCAGAAGUCUGACAUUGAACACUACCGUAACAAACUGCGCCUUAAGGCAAAGCGGAAAGGCUAUUAUGACUUCCCCCAGGUAGAGGGUAACAAGGCUCUGACGGAAAGAAAGAUGUACGAGAAAGCACCGAAAGACAUUGACCAUGUCUUGGAUACCGAGCCGGAGGUACCCUCUCCGUUUGGCGAACCCAAAAGCAGGCAACAGAUGAAGAACUCUGUGUACCGAAGCCGGCAGUCUUUAAACAGCCCCAGUCCGGGAGAAACCGAGAUGGAUCUUCUUGUGACACGGGAGAGACCCCGACGAGGAAUACGGAACAGCGGCUAUGACACUGAACCUGAAAUUAUAGAAGAAACUAACAUUGACCGAGUUAAUGAGCCUCGAGGCUACCCAAGGUCACGCCAGGUGAAAGGUCAUUCAGAGACAUCUACCCUCAGUUCUCAGCCAUCCAUUGAUGAAGUCAGGCAACAGAUGCACAUGCUCCUGGAAGAAGCAUUCAGCUUGGCCUCCGCAGGCCACAGUGGGCAGAACAGGCAGCAAGACACUUAUGGCUCAGCCCAGCACUUCCCUUACUCUGAAGUGGUAACAAGUGCCCCUGGGACCAUGACCCGCUCAAGGGGUGGAAUGCAAUGGGUGCCUACCUAUAGACCAGAAAUGUAUCAGUACAGUCUGCCAAGGCCGGCCUACAGGUUUUCUCAGCUUCCUGAGAUGGUCAUGGGGUCUCCUCCACCCCCGGUACCUCCCCGCACUGGUCCUGUGGCUGUUGCUUCUCUCAGACGGUCCACUUCUGAUAUUGGCAGCAAGACGAGAAUGUCUGAGUCCAGCGGCCCAGAGCCAGCACAACUGCAUGACAGCACCCCCUUUGCCCAGGUUUCCAGAGGACCAGUCUCUGUCUCUCCAUUGGACCAGUCUGCUUUAAAUUACUCAGGAAGCACAGUCCCAGCUGUGUUUGCCAUUCCAGCUGCAAACAGACCCGGAUUCACGGGCUACUUCAUCCCCACACCACCCUCGUCCUACCGGAACCAGGCCUGGAUGUCGUAUGCAGGAGAGAACGAGUUACCAGGGCAGUGGGCAGAUUCGGUUCCACUCCCAGGUUACAUAGAGGCAUAUCCCCGGUCACGCUACCAACAGACAUCCCCUUCGAGACUCCCCCGGCAGUACAGUCAGCCCACCAACAUGCACCCAAGUCUGGAACAGGCCCCCCUGGCCUCCACGGCAGCAUCUCAGCAGAGCCUGGCAGAGAAUGAUACUUCUGACACUCCGCUGACCAACAUUUCCACAGCAGCCCUGGUGAAGGCUAUUCGGGAAGAGGUCGCUAAACUGGCCAAGAAACAAACAGACAUGUUUGAAUUCCAGGUCUAACACUUAGGAGUUCUCCACUCUUGUAGCCAUUGAACUCCAAACCAUGAAGCCUACAAAGAGACAAGGAAAUGUGUCUUUGGUUUGUUUGUUGGGACUUGGGAGAGAGGGUGGAUUUCUGUCUUACCCAUCACUUCCUGGAAAGUUGAACUCUGGGGUUUCUGCUAAGUGGAGCAACUCCUUGAAUAGCAAAGUACUUGACCUGUCUAUUAGGCUGGCCAGUCAAGGUUGUCUUGCCUGGCGACUGUGUGUUUGAUACGCUGAUACAUUAAAUCCAUGGAAUAUGAUUGUAUGUCCUGAGAAGCCUUAGGCAUGAGAGAUGCUAUUUGAUAGAUUGCUCUUCAAUGCCAUAUUUCAUAAGUAACCAGAGAGAGGACAAAAUCCAGACAUGACUACCAUGACCUCUGCAUGCUCAAUCUGUAUUUCUGUGAUAAAAAGGUGAGGACAAACGCCAGACUGCAUUCUUUCUCAUUGGAACAAUAGCAAAAUUUAAACGAAAAAUAAAAUAAAAUAAAAUCAUCUCUGAACUUGGGAUAAGGGAAACCGAAUCCAAUCAAGUAACUUCAGCCCUUUUUAUUUCAAGCUCAUGCUCAAGGCCAAGUGAAAUUUAUGUUUCUGGUUCUCCCCAAACAAUUGCCCUUGUAAAUAGUCCCGACUUGGUUUCUCAUUAAGCGUACAAUGGCCCGAAAGCAGAGAAGAUGGGAGAGGAGAUUGAUUGUGGCGGCUUAAUUGGUGUUUGCCAAAUUCUUAAAGGCCCCUGUUGAGCAUCUGAAAAAGUGUUGGCCUUUGGAGAAUAGAAUGCAUUGUGAGUUGUGCUGAAGACCUAACAAAAAAAAAAAAAGAAGAAGAAGAAGAGAGAAUUGCUGCAAAGUGCUUUUGGGAAUUCUGUAAAUGAAAAAUGGUUAUUUGAGUCUGUUUUCUUUGCCCUACAUUGAAAGUAGCCUGAGAACCAACCAUCUCUCUCUGUUUCUCUUUCUCUCUCUCUCCUGGAAUAAUAGGUACAUCUACUUUCACAAGGAAACCUCUGUUUAUCAUAAAGCUUUCCAGCUCUCUUGAACAAUGCUGUUCAGUAAAUGCUGCCAGGUGUCUCAAAAUAAAACUCUGAUUGAUGUCUGUUCAAAACGGGAUAUGUGAAUCUGCAGACUUUCAAAUUCCCAGCCGAUGUUUGUAGAAACUUUGGAAUAUGGGCAACCUGUUGACUUAUGUCCAAUGUAAAGCAAUGAAAACAAGCGUAUGAAUUUAACCAAAUCAUCUUGUUCGGUGGAAGCAAGGAGUUGGGGGGAAGGGGCUGGUAUUUACUAAAAUUACAGACUGCUGACCAUGGUGUGCUUAAUGUUAAUAAUCCCCUUUCACCACUGGUAGGGAAUCUGACCUCUUCAGCUCAUUGUAAGGGACACAUCAUCCCCGUGAGCUACUGAACGUGUCCAGAAUUCAUUUUCCCCACGUCAAAUCAAAUAAAGUAACAUCUUGACCAUG